This is a messenger RNA of Pestalotiopsis fici W106-1, 1626 nucleotides long. RefSeq lists its product as uncharacterized. The record is from RefSeq and is a predicted model, not a curated record. Gene Ontology annotation, biological process: transmembrane transport. Bases 1 to 1626 code for a protein of 541 amino acids. Gene Ontology annotation, molecular function: transmembrane transporter activity. Lineage: Eukaryota; Fungi; Ascomycota; Sordariomycetes; Amphisphaeriales; Sporocadaceae. The transcript has 3 exons.
AUGUCAAGUCGACAACGAGAGGCCGAAAAGGGUCUACACGACCAGACGGAGAUAUUGCCCAAGGCAAAGCUUCUCAUUGUGAUUUCCGCUCUCUCGUUGACGCUUCUCAUCACCUUUAUUGACCAAAAUGGCAUCGGUGUCACGCUACCCACCAUCGCCGAGGACCUCGACGCGGCCAAUACCAUUUCCUGGGCGGGCACGUCGUCCCUGAUCGCCAACACGACGUCGUCUACCCUGUGUGCCGUGGGCCUGCUGUCCAUUGCGGCGCUCCUGUGCGGUCUCUCCCGGAACGCCGCCAUGUUCUACGUCUUUCGGGGCGUCGCGGGCAUUGGCGGCGGCGGCGUCACCAACCUGUCCAUGAUUAUCCUGUCCGACAUUGUGACCCUGGAGCAGCGCGGCAAGUAUCAGGGCAUCAUUGGCGCCUUUGUCGGGCUCGGCAACGUGUGCGGCCCCUUUCUCGCCGCCGGCUUCAUCUCGCGGACCACGUGGCGCGCCUUCUUUUGGAUGAUCUCGCCCCUGGCGGCCCUCGUGGGCGCCGUGGCCUGGUGGUUGCUGCCCACCAAGGCCCCGGCGGCCGGGUUUCAGGAGAGCGUCAAGAAGAUUGACUAUGCUGGCGUCUUGACCUCGUCCAUUGGCGUCAUCUUUAUCUUGAUUCCAAUCAGUGGCGGUGGCUCGUAUUUUCCCUGGGAGUCCCCCCUGGUGAUCAGCAUGCUGACCAUUGGCGGCUUGUCUUUUGUCCUUUUCAUCUUGGUGGAGUGGAAGUUUGCCAAGCUCCCAAUGAUGCCGUUGAUGAUUUUCAAGAAUCCAGUAAUAAGGGUAAUGCUUUGCCAGAGCUUCCUGUUUGGUGCCGUCUACCAAUCCUACCUGUACUAUCUACCCUUGUACUUUCAAAACGUCAAGGGAUACUCUGUCAUUGUUUCAGCCGCUUUUACCGCCUGCCUGGUUUCCUUCCAGGCCAGCUUUUCGAUUCUUGCCGGACAGUAUAUCUCAAGAAUGAAACGGUACGGAGAGAUCAUCUGGGUUGGCUUUGGAUCCUGGACUCUCGGAUCCGGGCUCAUGCUUUACUACAAGCGUGACACGCCGCCGGGCCUGAUUGUCAUCCCUUUGAUCUUUGUCGGCAUCGGAGUGGGCUUCAUCUUCCAGCCCACGCUGGUUGCGUUCCAGGCGCACGUACCCAAGUCCAAGCGGGCCGUCAUUGUAUCGAACCGAAACUUCUUCCGAUGUGCGGGAGGCGCCUGCGGACUGGCCAUUUCGGCCGCCGUCUUGCAAGCUGCGCUGCGGGCCAAUUUGCCCGCCGAGUACAGCUAUCUCGCCGAGGACACGUAUUCGUUGCCGAAACUCGAAGGACCGGGCUACGACGCUGUCCUCGAUGCUUACAUGGCCGCCAGCCGUGCCGUGUUCAUCUUGCAGGUGCCUCUGAUUGGCACUUGUCUGCUUGGGUGUUUCUUUGUUCGCGACCGGGGAUUGCAACCUCCAAAGGAGCCAGGUGAAGAUAGCAGUGCUGAUACAUCCGCACAGGUCACUGUGCAACAGCAAGAACCGGACGCGGCCGCCGAGGAAGGAAAGGUUGCGCACGAACCGAAAGAAGCCUUUGUUGGUAAAGACAUGUCCACGACCAAGAUAUGA